AUGGGUGAAUGGGACUUGCUGGGCCGGCUGCUGGACAAAGUGCAGUCCCACUCCACAGUCAUAGGGAAGAUCUGGCUGACUGUCCUGUUUGUGUUCAGGAUCCUGGUCCUCGGGGCCGGGGCCGAGAAGGUGUGGGGGGACGAGCAGUCAGACUUUGUCUGUAACACAGAACAGCCCGGAUGUGAGAACGUCUGUUAUGACCACGCCUUCCCCAUCUCACACGUCCGCUUCUGGGUCCUUCAGAUCCUCUCUGUCUCCAUCCCAACCCUGGUGUACCUGGGCCAUGUCCUCCACGUCAUCCACGUAGAGAAGAAGGUCAGGGAGAAGAUGAAUAAGCAAGUACAGGAUGAGCAGGCCAAUAACUUCCUGAAGAAGGGCUACAAAGUCCCCAAGUACAGCAACGUCAAUGGGAAGAUUAACCUGCAUGGCCGUCUGUUACGCAGUUACGUAGUGCACCUACUGGUGAAGAUCCUGUUGGAGGUGGGGUUCAUUGUUUGUCAAUACUACCUGUAUGGAUUCACCCUCCAGGCUCGCUUUGUCUGCAGCCGUUUCCCCUGCCCUCACCAGGUGGACUGCUUCCUGUCUAGACCCACGGAGAAGACCGUCUUCAUCUGGUUCAUGCUGGUAGUAGCCUGUGUGUCUCUGCUCCUCAACCUCAUCGAGCUCUUCUACCUGUUUGUCAAAUCAGUCAAAGAGUGUGUGGACAGGAAGCAGGACUACACGGUGACCCCGGUCACCCCUGUCCUUGAGAGAAAGGCCAUUGAGAACAGGGACCAGAUGAUCCAGAACUGGGUCAAUCUGGAGUUGGAGCUCCAGGGGAGGAAGCUGGGCAGUGCAGUGACGAAAAGUGUGGCUUCUGAGGACAACACUGCUAAUAUGGGGGAGGUCCAUAUUUGAUCUGCCAGCUUCUGUACACAUUCCUUUUCACACAAUCUGCGUGUAUGUGGACCCAAUGAGUCUUGUGCCAGGCUAAAACCAUAUGUAUAAAAUGACCUUACUUGUGUGCCUAAAUUGUUGAUUUCUCCAAAAUAUUAACUGCAUUCAAUAAAAGUUUUCAUCGAAUAGAGGAUCAGUCUUUGAGCUUGUGCCACAGAUAACAAAUAUAAAUAAUUUCAAUCUGUAUAUUUUUGGGGGAUUUGUAUUAUUGGUUGUGCCAUUGCUUGUAUGAGUUGAUGUAAUGUAAUUCCUAUAGCACCAUAAUCUUGAUAUAGCAUCAUAAUCUUGAUAUAAGGAAUUUAUUCUGGCUGGUAUCAUUGUGUUUGGUUUGAUUCCUCUUUUGUUAUUAUAAAUGAGUCUCAGAAUGUGUCUGCCUCCAUGAUAUCUAUUUCAUGAACAACUCUGAGCUCUGUGUUAUUCAUUCAAUGCAAUAUAAAAGCAUUAAUUUAGAUGUGUUCCUGUUUAAUCUUUAGUCUGUAUCUAUUUGUCAAUCAUUACGCGGGACCUUCCAGUCAGUCCCAAGGGUUAACUUUUAAAAUCCCAUUUGCCGAUGAUGACUGGGACUGUGAACAUGCUGAUGGGUUACUCAAUCCUUACCACCAGCCCUAAAAUCUCAAGGUUCAACUUAUGUUAACAUCAGUUGGCCGCAGUCUCCAUAGGGUCAGGACAAGGUAAGAGGCAACAUUUCUCUUCUCACUUCUCUUCACAAUUUUAUUUUUAAAUGUAAUGAAAAAUGAACAGAACAGCAGUUCAUUUUGUAAUAGUUUUUGAUAUAAGGAUUCCACUGCAAAUAUUGUCUUUGGAGUUUACCGAUUACCAGGCAAUAACAUAAAAUGUUUAAAUAUAAUUGAUAGCAAAGUUAUACAUAAUUUUUUUCCCAGAAUCAUUACGUUUACAUUUAAAACUAUAUAUUUAGUAUCAUAUAGACUGUCAAUCAGUGGUUUCUCUACAUUUGACCAACUGCUUACAUUUGAUUUAUUUUUGGUUUUAAUAAUUUUUGGAUACACACGGGUUACAUGAUAAUGUUUUGUAACAAUAAUUUUCUUAUUAAAGGUAAAUUAAAGGCAUUGAGGGAUAUCAGUUUCAGGCACUUGGCUUGAGGCUAUAGUGUGCGUUUCCCAAUAGUCCGAUUAAUGAUUAAGGCUGAAAACUGAGUGAAAAACAUUGAAAACCUGACUCAUGGAUAAGAUGGCCGUUGUGUACCCAGCCCUUCGUUCCCAUUUGGCCCUCAGAUUCAUAGACACUAACUUGUUUCAUGUCUUCUUCUUUACUCUAGAAAGCCAUUGAACAUCAGCAAACAUGGGAGACUGGGGUUUUCUUUCCAAGUUACUGGACAAGGUGCAGUCUCACUCAACAGUCAUCGGAAAGAUAUGGAUGAGUGUCCUGUUCCUGUUCAGAAUCAUGGUCUUGGGUGCCGGAGCGGAGAACGUUUGGGGCGAUGAACAAUCUGGUUUCAUAUGCAAUACGCAACAACCUGGUUGUGAGAAUGUGUGCUACGACCAUAUCUUCCCCAUCUCACACAUCCGCUUCUGGGUCAUGCAGAUCAUCUUCGUCUCCACUCCAACUCUUCUAUACCUGGGCCAUGCCAUGCAUGUCAUCAGCCAGGAGAACAAACUGAGAGCCAUACUGCAGAGCCAAGUUGACAAUGGCACGUUGAAGAAGCCCAAAUACAGCAAUGAAGCAGGGAAGAUCAAAAUUAAGGGGAAUUUGCUGGGUAGUUACAUGACCCAGCUGUUCUUUAAGAUCAUAAUAGAGAUCGCUUUCAUCGUGGGCCAGUACUACCUGUAUGGGUUUGUCAUGGUCCCCAUGUUCCCCUGCUCCAGAUCUCCCUGCCCCUUCACUGUCGAAUGCUACAUGUCCCGUCCUACAGAGAAGACCAUCUUCAUCAUCUUCAUGCUGGUGGUGGCCUGUGCGUCUCUGGCACUGAAUGUGAUUGAGGUGUUCUAUCUGCUUUGUAGAAGAUUAAGAUGUGGUGGCUCCAAAGGCCGCAAUUAUCACACUACCUCAACUGCGAACCCAGCCACCCUCCCACCCCCUGCGUGGUCUGGUCGCGUGGAUACUGAGAUGGACACCCUGAGACAGAACAAGAUGAAUCUGGAGUUUGAGAGUGGCCAGAGUUUAGGUGGUACUCUGGAUGCUAAGGAUGAGAAAAAGUUGCUGGGUGACCACCACUAAAACGCUUGAAAGUUAAUUUGCCGUUAAUGUAUCUUAAUCUUUUGUAUUGUUGAAAAUCUGAAUGAAUACACUACCUGUUUUGUUUUCUUAUGUUUAUUUGAUAAUAAUAAUAUAAUAAUAUGCCAUUUAGCAGACGCUUUUAUCCAAAGCGACUUACAGUCAUGCGUGCAUACAUUUUUUUGUGUGUAUGGGUGGUCCCAGGGAUCGAACCCACUACCUUAGCGUUACAAGCGCCGUGCUCUACCAGCUGAGCUACAGAGGACCAUUGAUUUAGGCGCAGUGCACUAGUAGUGUGUUUGAAGUUUCUAAAAUGUUCCUUUAGUUUUUGAAACUACCCGCUGGGGUCUUGAAUUGAGUUGUAAACUGACAGAUGAAUGCUGACAGCUAAUAUAUUUUCUAUCAUAUGAUACAUAAAAGGUGUCAAGAUAUACAAGUGUAUUUAAAAAAAAUAAUAAACUAAAUAUAGUGUCAAAAUUAAUAGUGUUUUCUUUGUAUCAAUGGUGCCUGAAUGAAAAUGAGAGACUGAAAACCCAUCAAUAAAAUCACUGAAACCUAACAAAAUAACACACAUGAGGAAAUAGUUGAUUAUCUUAGGACACCAUUUAUGGAAAUAUGGCUAUCAAAUUAACAUCACUGAACAUAAGACAUCAGAUCUCCAAACCCUCAAAAUAAAGGAGCUUGUAAAAUAAACUCAUUUUUUACCAGAACGUUGUCAAACUACCAAUCCAGACAAAUGUUCUAGGAGUGAGAGUAUGCAAAUAUGGCUAUUGAAGUGUCAUUUGAAAAUAAGGAGCGCCACGUCCUCCAACCCUCACAAUGAAGAGGCUUAUAGGUAUAAUAUAACAAAAAUAUCCUUCUUGUUUUGCCAGAACUGGAUUAACUACAGUACCAACCCAGGCACAUAUUCUGAGAAAGUAUAUUGUAGAAAAAAUAUCCCCCCAAAAAUUUUGAUUUAAGAUUUCAUUACCUCAUAUUACCUUUUGCCUACCUGGACCACCCACAUUUUCUAUUAUAAAUCAUUAGCACAGGCCAUGGCCUAGAUUACAAUGCUAUUUCAUGGUUAUUACUGGUUAAUUUGAGGUACUGAUACAUAAUUAACUUUAUCAUUGUGUUGCCAAUUAUUAACCUUUACAAUCACCCCCAGGUACACCCAAAUUCUAAACAGCAGAUUUCUCAAUUCAGGAUGUCAUGCACAACGUGACACCUCGUACGACAAGCAAAUUGUGCAACUUCAAGGUAGACGGUUGUAGGCUACUACGUAGCAUUUGAUCAUUUGUCUCUACAGCUGGUGGCUGUUGUGUUCUGUUCAGAAACGGUCUGUUUAAAGGUAAAGCAACUUAUCUUUCUACUUAUUUUUUACAUUGUCUAUAAUUAUGAAUUAUUGUAUUGUUUUCACCCAACAUGAAUAGACAUAAGAAUGAAAAUCUAAUAUCACCAAAACCAAAAUGAUUUAUUGAUAAGCUUGAACCAUUCUAAGAUGGACAACCUAAGUGAUUAUUAUUAUCUGAAACAAGUGUAAUCGUUUUUAUUAGAAUAUUGAUUUUGUGGUAUUUGGGACAUUUUACUUUGAUAGCCUCGUGCUGUCUGUGUCCAUUACUUGAAGCAAGUAAAUAAUUGAUGCAGACUAAACACACAGACCACAUAUACUGGUACACUGACCUCAUGAGAGCCCUGUGAGGCUUACAGCAUGGAAAAAAUAUCCCAUUCACUCACUUUCCCAAUAUUUUUGGGCAUAUCAAAACAAUUAAUUAAUAUAAUUUGUAAUAAAAUGUUAUCAAAUCGAAAUAGAAUACAUACUGUAUUUAUAAAGAAGUGAUACACACUGAGUGUACAAAACAUUAGGAAUACCUGCUCUUUCCAUGAUCCCUUAUUGAUAUCACUUGUUAAAUCCACUUCAAUCAGUGUAGAUGAAGGGGAGGAGACAGGUUAAUGAAGGAUUUUUAAGCCUUGAGACAAUUGAGACAUGGAUUGUGUAUGUGUGCCAUUCAGAGAGUUAAUGGCAAAAUAAAAUAUUUAAGUGUCUUUGAAUGGGGUAUGGUAGUAGAUGCCAGGCACACCAGUUUGAGUGCGUCAAGAACAGCAACGCUGCUGGGAUUUUCACACUCAACAGUUUCCCUUGUGUAUCAAGAAUGGUCCACCACCCAAAGGACAUCCAGCCAACUUGACACAACUGUGGGAAGCAUUGGAGUCAACAUGGGCCAGAAUCCCUGUGGAACGCUUUCGACACCUUGUAGAGUCCAUGCCCCGACGAAUUGAGGCUGUUCUAAGGGAAAAUGGGGGUGCAACUCAAUAUUAGGAAGGUGUUCCUAAUGUUUUGUACAGUCAGUGUAUUUUGCUACCAAAAUACUGAAUUCCAAUGUUAGAUGCUGAAAUAUGACACAUUAGAUUUUGACUAAGAAAAAACUUCAUCUGGUUGAUAACAGACAGCAUGGGAUAUCUCUUCUGUUAUGCGAUAUGUUUUAUAGCUCCCUUGGCUCUUGGAAAUAGCCUUACUAUCCCAUACACAGCUUGUGUUCUUAUCUCCAUAACACAGACUGUUCUCUGUUGAUCUACUUACUGUGUGUGAUUCUGCUUUAGCUGUUUGAUAUUUUGUCAUUUAAUCUUAUCAUAGAUUUCUUCAUCAUUUAUCAGAAUGUUGCAAAUUCUGUAACUCAACUUUUAACUUUGUUUCCCCUAACAUCAGCAUCACAUUCACCGUUCCUAUGUUUGUAUUUCUUUCCAACCAGAACAAUCUGCAAACAUGGGAGAGUGGGGAUUUCUGUCAUCCCUGCUGGGCAAGGUGCAGUCACACUCCACGGUCGUCGGUAAAGUUUGGAUGACUGUCUUGUUUAUCUUCAGGAUCAUGGUCCUGGGGGCCGGGGCAGAGAAGGUGUGGAGCGAUGAGCAGUCUAAUAUGAUUUGCAAUACCAAACAGCCCGGUUGUAAGAACGUGUGCUAUGACCACGCCUUCCCCAUCUCCCACAUCCGCUUCUGGGUCCUUCAGAUCAUCUUCGUCUCCACCCCAACGCUGGUGUAUCUGGGACAUGUCAUGCAUGUCAUCCACAAGGAGAACAAACUGAGGCAACGGCUAAGUCAGGCAGGCAAUGAGAUGGGGAAAAUGCCUAAAUAUUCUGAUGAGAAGGGUCAUGUCAAAAUCAAAGGUGACUUGCUGGUCAGUUACAUGGUCAAUAUCUUCUUCAGGAUUUUGCUGGAGAUAGUGUUUAUAGUGGGUCAGUAUUACUUGUAUGGGUUUGUGCUGGACCCCAAGAUUGAAUGCAGCAGAGCUCCCUGUCCGUUCACUGUAGAAUGCUUCAUGUCACGACCAACAGAGAAGACCAUCUUCAUCAUCUUCAUGCUGGGGGUGGCGUGCGCAUCUCUGCUGCUGAAUGUGGUGGAGAUAUUCUAUCUGAUCUGCUCCAAGUGUGGUUCUGGCUCAAGAAGAUGAGCUCAAGCAGUUCCAGCCAUCGCAAUGCACAGCCGUCUGA
Molecule: messenger RNA, 6575 nt
Organism: Coregonus sp. 'balchen'
Lineage: Eukaryota; Metazoa; Chordata; Actinopteri; Salmoniformes; Salmonidae
Source: the annotation of a GenBank genome assembly